GCUCCACUAUAGAAGCCGUAGUGACUGGGUGAAAGAUUUGCGGCGAGCCGGCGGCCGACGACUUCGCCAAGAACACGUUCGCCGGCCGUCGCUGUUGGUUGUCUCGUCGGCUCUUCUCUUCGCGCGAUGGCCGCGACGACCGUCAAGCCGCUCAACGGCGCGGAGGGGUACCUCCGGUGGAAGGAGUCGAUGCUCCUCCGCUUCCACACGGCCGGCGUCGCCCACGUCCUCUCCGCCGACCCGCCGCCGCCACCGGCGGCGGCGGGGGGAGCCGAGGAGGACGGCGAGACGGCGGCCGCGAGGCGGAAGUGGGCGCGCGACGACGCGGUGUGCCGCGGCCACAUACUGGCGGCGCUCUCCGACCGCAUCUUCCCGGACUACGUCCGCCACGGCACCGCCAGGGCGGCGUGGGAGGCCGUGGCGCGCACCUACGACGUGCCCGGCGCAACGGGCGGCGUCGCGCGCAGGAUGUUCGACGACCUCGAGUUCCGCGAGGGCGCGCCGCUGCUGGAGCAGGUCGCGCACGCCGAGGCCCUCAACGCCGCCGCAAGGUUCCCGCUCGGCGACGAGGACCUGGCCUACACGCUGUGCGAGAUGCUCCCGGAGAACGUGGGCGGGCCGGCCUCGGCGCGCUCCGGCGGCGCCGGCGGCGGCACGAGCAUGCACGACAUCUGGCACGUCGCCCGGUUCAUGGAGGCGCGCCGCGUCUGCCGGGAGGACAUGGAGCUCCAUGACAGGUGCUGGAACUGCGGCCAGCCGGGACACCAUUCCGGCAACUGCAAAGCUUGAUCGUGGCCGGAACGACGGCCGCCGACGAGCGUCGUCAUGGCUUUCCUGAUUGCUUAGUUCCAAGCAGUUACUUUUACGCUAUUUAGUGGUCGCAGACUUACAGUUGUUUACGUACUUGUUAACAAUUUAUGCUUAAAAGUUAAAAUUUAAACUUUUAAUUUUAAAUUUAGAGUUGAUUUAGAGUUUUUUUUUUAAGUUUAU
This is a messenger RNA of Oryza brachyantha (malo sina), 990 nucleotides long. RefSeq lists its product as uncharacterized. Gene Ontology annotation, molecular function: nucleic acid binding; zinc ion binding. NCBI's taxonomy places the organism in Eukaryota, Viridiplantae, Streptophyta, Magnoliopsida, Poales, Poaceae. Bases 127 to 789 code for a protein of 220 amino acids. The transcript has a single exon. The record is from RefSeq and is a predicted model, not a curated record.